AUGAGUGCAAGUUACAAUUUUAAAAUAUCUAUCGUGGAACAAUAUGUGAACGAGGAAAUUUCAGAUUUCAGCUCUUAUUAUUUCGAAGCUCAUAUCCAAACCAAGAGUCGAAAUGAACCUCGCAAUGAUGAUGGAGGCGUCGCAUAUGAUUAUUCAUUUCCAGAUAUUCCUGAGAUAUUUGUACAAGAUGGACGAGGUAGUGGUAAGACUAAAGAUGUUUGGUUAGAUUCUAAAGAUUACAACCAUGCCCAUUCAUAUGUCCUUUUGAAUUGUGGCUAUCUACAACGUUUUGAAAGGUUGUUUGAGGAAGACAUGAAAAAGACAUAUUCAUUUACUAAUACGCCUCAAUUACAUGAGUUAAAAGAAUUGCAUUUUACAUCAUGGUUGCAGAAGCAUAUUCAACUCGACACAAACCGGAGUGUUUAUCCAAUAUGGUUACAUGAAUUGGUACAAGGUCCGGCAACUAAAGUAACAACUUGGCCGAUGUUUUUUACUCGAGGGUACAACUUUCACACGUUUGAACACGGAAAAGAUCGAAAAACAUUCAACUAUGGUGUUUGUGUGAAAGGGGCAUCUUCCUGUGAUUCUAAUGAAGAACCUGAGUUUUACGGAAUCGUAACACAAAUAUUAGAGCUCUAUUAUCCGGGAAUUGUUGGUCUCCGAGUUGUUCUCUUUAGAUGCAAUUGGUAUGACUCAACAAUGGGUAAAGGUAUACGGAGAAACAAAUCGGGGAUAAUCGAUGUUAAUUGCGCUAGUCAAUACGGAAAGUACGAUCCUUUCAUUCUUUCUAGCCAAGCAGAUCAGGUAUGUUUUGUAUCAUAUCCUCGUCUUAGUAAAAAGAAGGGUGAUUGGUAUGCUGCAAUAAGGAUACCACCAAGAGGAAAGAUUAUAUCCAGUGAAGAGGAGGAUUUGAGUCCUUUGCAGUAUGAGAAUGAUUAUACGUUAGUUGAGGCUGAUCCAUUUAUAAUAGUUGAUGAUUUAGCUGAUCAGCUAGGCCAAUUUGUAACCCUCGAAAAUGUUGUUGAUGAAGAAUUAGAUUCAGAUUCAGGUGAUAAAUCUAAUGAUUCUGACACAACCGAAGACAAUUCAGACUGAUAUACUCUAGUUUUUGAAAGUUUUACUGAU
Molecule: messenger RNA, 1125 nt
Organism: Arabidopsis lyrata subsp. lyrata
Lineage: Eukaryota; Viridiplantae; Streptophyta; Magnoliopsida; Brassicales; Brassicaceae
Exons: 4
Coding region: 1-1095 (364 amino acids)
Source: RefSeq, a predicted model, not a curated record